CGCCCAGGAUGGAACCUCUGGCCUCCCCGACCGCGACGUGGAAGCGUCAGAAGAAGUUCACGCCGACGCGGUCCGUCGUGGCGUCGCCUCAGGCCAUGAAGACGCGCAGUCGCCGGACGUGCCAAGCGCUCCUCUUCAGCCCCGAACCCGAGCCGGCGGCGAAGCGCGUCAAACUGGAUAUCGCCGAGAGCCCCAAGACCGAGGUCGAGGACGACGCCGCCACCGACGACGUCGGCGAGGAGGUACUCACGGGCUUUACGAGCAGCUCCAAGAUUGAAGACGUCGGCCUCUUCAAUUGCGACCAGGACGUCGAGUUUUCCGGUGGGCUCUACGGCGAAGGCACCGACGGCAAGGUGAGCGCGUGCAGCGUCCACGGGCAAAAGGUCGCUUUGAAGCGCGCCAAGCCCCACGACGGCUUUACGAAGGAGCAGGCCAAGCACAAGACGGCCGUCGAGCUGCACUACCUGCGCCGCGUCCGGCACAAGCCUGGCUUCAUCCAGUGCCUCGGUAUGUGCGACGGCAUUGAGCACACGUGCAUCGCGCUCGAGGUCAUGGACUGCAAGCUCAGCGACUACCAGCGCAAGCGCAUGGGCCAUAAGAAGCCGUUUCCGCAAGCGGUCGCGCACCGAUUGCUCAAGCAGAUUGCGCAAGCCAUGAUGAUCCUGCACGAAGAGGUUGACGCGGCCCAUGGCGACCUCGCUUGCCGCAACAUCCUCGUGCGCAUGCCGCCCAAGGGCUUCGAAGACAAGUUCGACCCUGAGAUCAAGCUCAGCGACUUUGGCCGCAUCAAAACCAAAGACGACGAGCCGCCGAUCCUCAAGUCCAACUUUAGCUUUUACAAGAACGCAGACGUCGGUUCCUUUGGCCGGGACGUACUCUACCGUCUCCUCGUUGGCGACGUGCUUCCGGCGACGGCGCUCGAGUCGCGGUCGCUCCACCGCCUCCUCCAGGACAGCGUCGUCAAGGCGCUCCCGGACGGCGCCGCGGCCGCCCUUGGUCCGUACGAGCAUCUCUUUAAAAAGUGCGUCGCGUGGGGCGUGCGCCCGUCCUUCCGCAUGAUCCACGACCACCUCGAGAGCCUCGAGGUCUUUGAAUCGUUUGAGAAUGGCCUCUUCCCGCUCAAGCCCAACCUCUCGCAGACGCCGACGUCGACGACGAAGAAUACCGGAGCGGACCCAUCGCUUGUCUCGCCCAACCUCGACGGCAUCAAGCGUAACCUGGCCUACCAGCUCUCGUCGCAGAGCAAGUCGGUCUCCAAGAAGCAGCUCGACAUGCUGUACCAAUCGCCGCCGGCCAAGACCAAGGAAAACGUGACGCCGGUGGCCGAGAAGGUCAAUUGGCUCAGGCCGCGCUCCGUGGGUCCGACGACCGCGACAACAUCGACGAGUGCGUCCAAGCCCGGCGGGGCGUCGCGCCGGUCGCUCAAGAUUCUGAGCGAGAUCUCCAAGCAGCGCUAUCGCAGCAACAAGCAGCCGUAGACAUUGUCCAUUCGCCUUAUUUAACCAACUGUCCAUACACC
Molecule: messenger RNA, 1519 nt
Organism: Saprolegnia parasitica CBS 223.65
Lineage: Eukaryota; Oomycota; Saprolegniomycetes; Saprolegniales; Saprolegniaceae
Product: serine/threonine protein kinase
Exons: 1
Coding region: 9-1478 (489 amino acids)
Biological process (GO): intracellular signal transduction; protein phosphorylation
Cellular component (GO): nucleus; cytoplasm
Molecular function (GO): protein serine/threonine kinase activity; ATP binding
Source: RefSeq, a predicted model, not a curated record